UGAGACCUUAAGUUCAGAUUCGCAAGCACAGACAUCGCGUACUCCGAAAUACUGUCAGCACUCUAAUCGCAGGAGACAUUGUUUCAUGAGGGCAGACUACGUCACUCACUCCGCCAAGACACGUUUCAGCCCCACCUGCCUGCCUACUUCGUCGCCCUGGCCCUGUCCAUGCCUCUCGAACAACACCAACAAUAUCAAAGCAUCAGCAAUCAUGGCCAGCUGGAGAUACGACCGCGAUGACGACCAACACCACGGAAUGAACCCCGUAGGCUACGAUGCCGAUACACAAGUCUACACCUACAGAGACGAUCAAGGCAACUACUACCAAACCGAAGAAGGAACCGGACGACAUGGAAAUCUCAACUACUCUCAUACCUCUGCAAACGUGGCUCCGCAAUCUGGAUUCAAUGGCGAAAAUAUCCCCGCUGAAGCUAUCGAGAAUGAUUGGAAGAUGAUGAAACCGUUCUUCUUGCUUGUGACGGUUGUGUUGAUGACGAUUCUCUGGUAUGUUAAUUCUGGAGGGAGCAAUAAAGUGCCAGCGAUUACGUGCGGUCCUGGUCUCGAGAAGUAUAAGAUUUCUCAGGGCGAUACUUGUUGGGGGAUUGCGGAGGCGAGGAAGACGAGUGUGGAGAAAAUUGUGGAGGUGAAUGAUGGGAUUGUUUGUGCGAACUUAAAAAUUGGGAAGCAGAUUUGUGUUCCUGAGGUGAAGUAGGGACUGCGGUAUAGAGAGGUGCCGCUGCCGCUGCCGCGGAUUUCGGCACCUUCGCUGGCCGCGUGAAGUCCCAAGACGUCAACCAGGACUGUAGGCAGUAGUAUGGCGUGCUAUGCUAUGCUACUGAACGAGCACGGACAUGGAUAUCAGAUUGUGAUGAGUGAGCACAGGGCGUGGUGUCCAGGAUCUGGCUUGAUGUCGAUGCUUGAACACGGCUAAACCAGGAAUCGCGGCUUGGCUCGGGACUUCUUAAACAUUGCCUAUCGACCUCAGACUAUGCAAACAAAGGUCACAUUGCAACGGAAGACGGACAUUCAACAGUCACCACAACGAUGGCAGAUCAAUACGAAUUCGAGCGCAGCGUAUCUGUCUAUCCGGUCGAUGGAAAGCCAAACCACUUCACGAGCGUCUAUCGACCAUGGAGUUGGCCACUAGUCCAAAGGGCGGCAGGCUCAGUGCCUAUAACAGAGGGCACUGCGGCAGC
Cercospora beticola is the source of this 1196-nucleotide messenger RNA. Its product is annotated as LysM peptidoglycan-binding domain-containing protein. Lineage: Eukaryota; Fungi; Ascomycota; Dothideomycetes; Mycosphaerellales; Mycosphaerellaceae. The record is from RefSeq and is a predicted model, not a curated record.